This is a messenger RNA of Cuscuta campestris, 816 nucleotides long. Lineage: Eukaryota; Viridiplantae; Streptophyta; Magnoliopsida; Solanales; Convolvulaceae. The record is from the annotation of a GenBank genome assembly.
CUCAAUUGAUUAUGAUUUUGAUGAUUUAAAUGAAUUUGAGAUGCGGCUUGGAAAGAACUUACUGAAUAUUGGGAUUCACCAGAAUUUCUUGCAAUAUCGGCUCGAGCAAAGGCAAACCAAGCAUCAAAGAAGGGUGGGGCACUUCACACAACUGGACCCAUUCCCCAUGUUGAGGUUGCAGAGAAUAUGGCUAUUGCUCUUGAUCGUCCGGUAGACCCUGACGAGUUGGUUUGUUUCACUCGACGACAUACGGAUGGUAGUUGGAUUGACGACCGCUCAAAGGAGAUAUAUGACAAGUACCAAGAGGCUAUCCACGACAUUUCAUCUCAAGCCUCGAUUGGCGGCACUCAACCUGAAGCUGUGGACUCCUUGACAAAGUUACAAACAUGGUGUGAUACUGUUGGUGGCAAAAACCAUAGCCGUGUAUGGAAGAAAAACAUGAACUCCAAGGUGAUCAAAUUGAAAGGCAAGAGGAAGAAUUAGCUUACCUUCGAACUACCUUGAAAGCUGUACUUCAACGCCUUGCAGUUGUGGAGGGAUCUGCUGCACCUCCGUCAUCAACCCCGACUUCUCAUCCACACUACAAUGAUGAGCGGGAUGAACAUGAAUUGAUUGAUUAGUAUGUUUCCACUUGGGAGCUUCAAUGAAGCGUGCAUGGUAUAUUUUGCUAUCCUUAUCGAUACUUGUUGGUAAUCUUUUAUUAGAUUUAGUUUUGUAAGGUAUUGAGGAUGACUUGUGACUUCUUGAAAACUUAUUUAGAAAUCCUUUAUGUAUUCUGACCUUAUUUUGCAAAUUUGUAUGACUUGUGAGUUUUUG